Mesocestoides corti is the source of this 1335-nucleotide messenger RNA. The record is from the annotation of a GenBank genome assembly. NCBI's taxonomy places the organism in Eukaryota, Metazoa, Platyhelminthes, Cestoda, Cyclophyllidea, Mesocestoididae.
AUGCUCCCUUUAAAUAGCGAAGAGCUUCGACAGUUGGAAUCAAAGUUGCGCGACGCCUACCGCGCUAAAGAAAAUCUCUCUCAAAUUGCAAAGAAGAAAUCACUGAAGUUUUGCGAGUUGGUGUCUGAGGCUAAGUAUGGCUUAGCUUUAGAGGAGGAAUCACGUCAGGCAGAUGCUGAAGAGGUUGCACGCCAUAGGACACAUCUUCAAGAGAAACAGAAAUACAGUGCUGAGCUGGAUAAGCAAUUAAGAGAACAAGCACAAAAACGGAUGCGCGCAUAUGAAGAGUUUCUCCGCGAAAAGAUGGCUAUUGACGAGGUUGUCCGACGAAUACACGAAGAAGAUCAACAACAGGCAGAGCAGCGGCUGCAGAGAAAGCGUGCGUAUGCCGCUGAAAUGGAAGCUUUUAAGAUGCAGCAACUCCGAUGGCGCCUGGCCGAAAAGGAGCGCAUUCGGCAAGAAAAUGAACGCAUUGUUAAGGAGAUUGCUGAGCAAGAAAGCCGAGAAGACAUCUCUGCAAGGAAUAGGCUUGAGCGACAAAAGAAUCUUGAGGAAAUUCAGGCAAGUAAUCGAGCUACCAUAAAUCCCUUCGUUUUGAUCGAUUCUGAUCUGCGUUCAUUCGUGUCUAAUCUCUUACCACAGGCAAAGCUGAGGAAGUUUAUUGAAUGUAAGGAAGCAGAGCGAACGGAGGUGGAGAUGCUUCGACAGGAGCUCUCACAGGAAGAAGCUGCCUAUGCGGCAAUGAAAACUGAUGAAGUGGAUGUUGAGCAGAAGCUACGUCUGCGUCUGGAGCUGCAAAAUGCCCACCAACAGGCGCUUGCUCAGCGCGCGCGACGACUGGCUGCCGAACGCGAAGAGGAAGAAUUAUAUCGCACUCAGAUGCUGGCCCAAAUGGCUGAGAGAGAUCGUCUGGAACAGUUAUCUGACGAAAAGCGCCGCCUUAAGCUGAUGGAACACAGACGAGACCUUCAGGUCAUGCUGGAGAAGAAGAGGCAGGAGGUGGAGAAGCAGCGACAAGAAGAGGAGGACGCGCAAGCUGCUAUUCUGCGCCGCGAAGAAGUCAGGCGGCUCAUUAUCGAGGAGGAGCGGAUUCGCCUGCUGAAGGAACACGCCAAGCCGCUUCUCGGGUAUUUGCCAAAGGUAUGGCGGCAUUCCCUGCAUUUCAAAGUUCCUCUAUUGCAUUUCUGGAUAAUAAAUCCACUGUCUUAUACUUUAACAGCAGAGGGCGUGCUGUGCGAUGCGCCCCUGUCGCACUGUCACGACACCUUCCGUGCAUGGCACGACAGUUCACCACCGCCCCCCGUUUCUACUCCUCGAGAGAAGAAACCCGGCUAG